AUGAGAUCGUUCCAUAGCUCACUCCGCUCGACGCGAAGGUCUGCUUUUCAGCAUCAAGUCCGUCACUUUCACCCUACCAGGCCAAGGCCUUUCGUUGCCGAGGCUCUUAGCAUCUCAUCUGGGUUUAUCUAUUCUCUUCAUGCAAUCACUGGUCUUCCCUGGGUCGUUUCCCUCCCGUUGACGGCAUUGGUGGUGCGCACGACUGUCGCCAUGCCGUUGCAAAUCUAUACCAAGAUCCAGGCCCGGAGAGAGCGUGAUAUGAUCCCUCUGGUCCACUCUUGGCGAAAGUACUACCAGGAUGAUGUCAGAACCCGCAAGCUGGCCGGUCAACUCGCCCUCCCUGGAGCCGCGAAGAUGGAAGUAUUGAAGGCCAUGAAGGGCAAGCAGCGAGCCCUGCACAAACGCUGGAAUGUCGCUCGGUUCUGGAAGCCCCUCAAUUUUCUGCAGGCCCCCAUCUGGAUCUCCAUCAUGGAAAGCAUCCGAGCCAUGUCCGGUAGCACGAGCGGGCUGGUCCCUUAUCUGCUCUCCUUCAUGGAACCCUCGUCCUCUGCCGAGGCAGGCGCUGCCCUGCAACGGGCCGUCGAGCCGUCCCUAGCUACAGAGGGCGCUUUGUGGUUCCCGGACUUGAUGGCCGGUGACCCGACGGGCAUUCUUCCGGCCAUGUUGACCCUCUCUAUCCUUCUCAACGUCCGCACGGGCUGGAAGGCCCCGGCCCUUUCGGAACUGUCGGACCUGCCGCGGAUAGAAUUGGCGAAGAAGUUGACGGUGAAAGGGCUCAGAGCGUUCAUCCAGGUUCUCGCGCUAAACGUCGGUCUAUCGGCCUAUUAUCAUGGAAUGCCUGCAGCACUUAUGGUCUAUUGGAUCACCAGCACGAACACUGCCACGUUGCAGACCUAUCUUCUGGAAAAGUACAUGAUAUUCAACCAGCCCUUGAAGCCUUGGAGACAAAUGCAUAUCGCAUACACAUUACCGGGUGAAAAGAGACCUUCACAGACGAAAUAA
This is a messenger RNA of Aspergillus steynii IBT 23096, 1002 nucleotides long. Its product is annotated as putative mitochondrial export translocase Oxa2. Gene Ontology annotation, molecular function: membrane insertase activity. Lineage: Eukaryota; Fungi; Ascomycota; Eurotiomycetes; Eurotiales; Aspergillaceae. Gene Ontology annotation, cellular component: mitochondrial inner membrane. The coding region runs from base 1 to 1002 and encodes 333 amino acids. The transcript has a single exon. Gene Ontology annotation, biological process: protein insertion into mitochondrial inner membrane from matrix; mitochondrial respiratory chain complex IV assembly. The record is from RefSeq and is a predicted model, not a curated record.